AUGUACAGAUCUUCUCCACACUGCACUGCAGGGGAAACACCAGCAAAGUUGUUCCUUGGUAGGGAACUCAGGACUCAGCUUGACUUGCUGAAACCAGAUCUGCACAAGAAAGUAACAGAUUCACAUGAGAACAAAGCAAGUGACACAGCAAGAACAUUAAACAUAGGUCAGAAGGUAUGGACCAGGAACUAUUCUAACAAUGGCGAAAGAUGGGUGUUCGGCACAGAGCGUUCGGAGUAUGGUUUUAAACACUACGUCAUCGAAACAAGUCAUCAAAUCAUCAGACGACAUAUUGACCAGAUCAGAGAAGGGGCUGAUGAAGUUAAACCAGUUUGUGAACUGAACACUCAACCAAACGCUGAUGUCACCAUGACCGAUAAAGGUGACUGCCCGGUAUCAAGCUCCAGUCAGCCCGAUCACAGUGAUGUACCGCCUCACAUCCAGGACUCUAAUUCUAUUUCAGGGAACUGCAGCCCUCCUGCGCCUGGUGGAGUGGUGUCCAGUGUUCCAAACACAUUGCGCCGCUCUACGAGGAUUUCAAAACCACCUGAGAGACUGAAUCUGUAA
This is a messenger RNA of Haliotis rubra (blacklip abalone), 567 nucleotides long. RefSeq lists its product as uncharacterized. The transcript has a single exon. NCBI's taxonomy places the organism in Eukaryota, Metazoa, Mollusca, Gastropoda, Lepetellida, Haliotidae. The record is from RefSeq and is a predicted model, not a curated record. The coding region runs from base 1 to 567 and encodes 188 amino acids.